CGAUUAUAUCGAUGUUCAAACAACAUCGGUUGAUAUAUCGCAAAAUAAUAAACAGAACGCGUGUUUAAACACGGGUCCGAAUAUGGUGUUACAUCGAGUGAAAAGAAGAAGAAAAGAACGCACUUUGUAAUGUGUUUUGUAAUGACCUUAUAGUGCUGUUAUCUAUCGAAGUUGCUUUUAUGCGUUGUAGUUUAAUUGUUCGAUAAAAUCACACGUCCUAAAUUUAAUAAAAAUUUAGAUAAAUAUAGUAUACUAUUGUAUUGUAGUAUAUUAUAAAGAUAUCCUUGAAAGCAUAAACUAUCAUAGAAGAUAUUCAUAGCACGAAAAAUGCGAUCUAUGACAAAAUUGUUCACUUCGCUAAGAUAUGCAUUAAGAAAGAAUACACGCGUGCGAAACCUAACCUCUCAGUCAAUCACCUCUGCUACAAAUGCGAAUGUCGACAAAGAAAAAGAAAAAACGGUGCUGGUUAAACAGCUGGGGCAGGUAACUACGAUUGGUAUCAACCGUCCAGAAAAGAAGAACUGUUUAGAUGUUGCAACUGCACAGUUAUUAUCUGAAACAUUGGAUGAAUUUGAAAAUAACAAAGAAUCGUUAGUAGGAGUAUUAUAUGGAGUGGGAGGUAAUUUUUGUGCUGGUUACGAUCUUAAAGAGAUUGCUAAUUACGAUGGCGAAAAUGAAGAAAGCAUACCACACUUUGGGCCAUUGGCAAACAGAAUUGAAUUAUGUAAGAAGCCAAUGGUUGCAGCUUUGAGUGGAUAUGCAAUUGGAAUAGGAUUCGAGCUUGCUCUAAUGUGCGAUUUGAGAGUCAUAGAGGAUACUGCGAUGGUGGGUUUCCUAAAUCGACGUUUUGGGAUUCCAAUUUUUAGUGGCGGUACUGUCCGUUUGCCUGCUCUAAUUGGAUAUUCCAGAGCUAUGGAUCUUAUAUUAACAGGAAGGCUAGCUUCCGCGCAGGAAGCAUUUAAUUGGGGAAUUGCACAUAGAAGCACAUGUUGUGGUGCAAGUUUGGGUGUAGCAAUGACCUUGGCGUCUUCCCUUGUAAAAUUCCCGCAAAAAAGUUUGUUGGCGGAUCGUACUUCUGCACAUUUUGCCACGUUUAUGUCGAAAGAAAUAGAGGAAGCACUGCAGUUCGAAAAGGAUAAUUCUUCACAUUUGAUAUUAGAAGAAGGUGUUCCAGGUGCCAAAAAAUUCAUCGAUGAUGGAAUAGGAAGACAUGGGAAAUUUUACAAUCUUAAAGAGAAAAGUUCAAGCAUUCGUGAAUUAGAUGAAAAUUUACUAUAAAAAUAUAUAUAUGUAAUUAUGUAUAUAAUGUUUUUUAAAUAUUUUAAGUGUAAUAAAAUUAUCAAUUUUCAUAACUUCUUUUUAUCGAUAAACUGAUUGUACAGAAAUAUUAUAUUUAAUGUAUCAUUUAUUCUCUCAUCAUGUAGUUCGCUAUGUUUACGAUAUACAGCUACGAUUGUAAAAUAAUAUAUUCCAUUUAUUAGA
Molecule: messenger RNA, 1482 nt
Organism: Pogonomyrmex barbatus (red harvester ant)
Lineage: Eukaryota; Metazoa; Arthropoda; Insecta; Hymenoptera; Formicidae
Source: RefSeq, a predicted model, not a curated record